Molecule: messenger RNA, 1287 nt
Organism: Coccomyxa subellipsoidea C-169
Lineage: Eukaryota; Viridiplantae; Chlorophyta; Trebouxiophyceae; Coccomyxaceae
Product: nagb/rpia/CoA transferase-like protein
Exons: 7
Coding region: 1-1287 (428 amino acids)
Molecular function (GO): CoA-transferase activity
Source: RefSeq, a predicted model, not a curated record
AUGUCUCGUGCAGUGGCUCACUUGCUGCGGGAUGUGGCUGCCAGAAGGCCGGGCCCCAUCACCAAGAUCGGCCUGGGGACCUUUGUUGAUCCGCGCGAGCAGGGCGGCAAGAUCAACAGUCCCUCACAGGCAGACGCAGUGGAGGUGGUCACUCUUGGAGGCCAGGAGUACCUCUGGUACAAGGCGCCUGCCAAGAUCGAUGUGGCUCUGCUGCGCGGCACCAAUGCAGACCUGGACGGCAAUAUCACCUUUGAGAGGGAGUCCCUCCUCACAGACGCCUUGAACCAGGCAAUGGCGGCGCACAAUUCUGGGGGCAUUGUCAUAGUGCAAGUGGAGCGGCUAGUUGCGCCAGGCAGCCUCAACUCGCGCCUGGUGCACCUCCCUGGUGCCAUUGUCGACAAGAUUGUGGUGGCGCCUGCGGAGCUGCACCGGCAGACAAUAACGAUGGCGGGGCACGACGCGUCGCUGACUGGGGAGAUCCGGGCGCCGGCCUCGCACAUCCAGGCCAUGCGGCUGGACGAGCGGCGCAUCAUUGCGCACCGGGCCAUGCUGGAGAUCUCGCGGCCAAACACCAUCGUCAACCUGGGCAUCGGCAUGCCAGAGGCACGUCAUGCCUCUCCCGAGCAGCUGCUAGCAAAACCUAAGGGACAAUCAGAUGGAGUGGCUAGGAUGGUUGCGACCCACGGCAGCGCACAGAUACCAAAUGCGCUGCCAGCACACCUCACCACAGAGGCGGGCAUGUUUGGAGGCUUCCCUGCCGGGGCUGCGAGGUUUGGUGCCGCGCACAAUGCUGACUGCAUCGUGCCAUGCGCAACCAUGCUGGACUUCUACAAUGGGGGCGGUGUUGACAUGGCCUGCCUCGGCGCUGCUGAGGUGGACCAGGAAGGCAAUGUGAAUGUGCACAGCUUCCCUGGCAGGCAGCCUGGCUGCGGUGGCUUCAUAGACAUCUCCCAGGCAGCCAAAGAGGUCAUCUUUGCUGGCACCUUCACCACUGGCGGCCUCAAGGUGACUGUGGAGAAUGGCAAGUUGAGGAUUAUUCAGGAGGGGCGCUCGCGCAAGUUCAAGCGCAGAGUGGCCGAAAAAACAUUUGCAGCCUCGUCUGCAAAGGGGCGCCGAAUCUUGUAUGUGACAGAGAGAGCAGUGUUCAGGCUGAGGGAGGGAGAGGGAAUAGAGCUGACAGAGAUAGCGCCGGGAGUAGACCUGGAGAGAGAUGUUCUGGCUUUCAUGCCGUUCAGGCCGUUGAUGAAGGAUGUGAAGAUCAUGGACAAGCGAUGCUUCAUGCCUUGA